UUUUUUUUAACGAUUUGUAGUUUGAUUUUAGAUUAAGUUUGUUCUUCGCUUUGUUUGUGAGGUCAUUGGUUUUUCUUGGUCUGUUGUAGGUAGUCGUCAUGCAAAGCUGUUGACUUAUGUUGCAAAAGACUGUUGACUUUUUGGCGGUCUCGGCUUCGGUUAGAGGCCAGAGAAAGUAGCCAUAGCAAAAGUUUACCUUCACGUGACAAGGUGGGAGGGAAAAAAAGGUAUGCGGCGUCUUGGUGCUUGGAUCACGAUCGAAAGAUUGCAGAGUGGUGUAAGGUAUUAAGGGCACGACAACUUACACACAGAGUGGACACUGUAGAUUGAAUUCUUCACAUAUUUCUGUCAUCUACCAGCAACGGAGAUACGUCUGCAUUUCGUUCACGUGAUACCUGAGCUUUGACACGUGAUAUAGGUUUAAAAAAAUUAACAGAUUGGUGCACCAGAGUUAUUAUUUAGUCCUUUCGAGACUUGUCGUGACAUAUACGCUCUUGCCAAGAACAAACCUGUUAGAGCAGAUUCACUCUUCCGUAGCCAUCGAUUUUGUUCUUGAAGUUUUGCUCGCCAGUGAGCAAGAGAGUUUCCGUUCAGGGACCUCAGGGGCCGAGAAGGUGGGAAGUCAAACCACAUGUCCCACAAGCUGCAGUGGCCCCCGAAGUCGGCCGACUGCAGCCAGCAGGACAACGUGACGCGGUUCAAGACGUGCGAGGAGGUGCAUGCCGCGCUCACGCCCGCGACGGCUGUCAUCACCACCGCCGCCGCCGCAGUUGCAGCAGCAGCAGCUGUGCCUUUUGACCCGGACACCACAGCGACGUCAUCGACGACGACCGUCAAGACGGGCAAGUUCCAGUCCAAGCCGGGGUACAGCAGAAUGUGGGAGGACCCUGUCGGGGAUAGGAACGCCGUUCCACUCUACAACCGCCUGAACUUCUCCACGGUUCCUCGCAAGACAGCCAACAAGAAGACAUGGUACCUGGUGCACAACACCUAUGCCAGCCUCCAGAGCGCCGGCGGCCCGCUGCAGCACCCUCACCCCGCCGCCUGUGGCCCCCACCCCCUGGCAGCGUCGCGCAUGGCGGACGAGGCUCCCGGCGACGAGUUCCGAGCCCACAACCACGCGGAGCGCCUGAUGCGCAAGAUGGAGACGUGCGCCUCGCAGCGCCAGCUGUGCGACGUGGUGCUGGUGGCUGGCACCCGCCGCCUGCCCGCCCACCGCCUGGUGCUGUCCGCCGCCUCCGACUACUUCGCCGCCAUGUUCAUGCACAACGUGCGCGAGGCCAGCAUGCAGGAGGUCGAGAUCAAGGACGUUGACCCCGAGGCGCUGGCUGCCCUCGUGCAGUACACGUAUACAGGCCGCAUUGAGCUGAAGGAAGAGACAGUGGAGGCUUUGCUGUCAACGUCCAGUCUUCUGCAGCUGUCUGAAGUUGUAGAAGCUUGCUGUAGUUUUCAUGAGCAGCUGCACCCCUCCAACUGUAUUGGGAUUCGGCAGUUUGCAGAUGCUCAAGGCUGUACUGAUCUGUACAAGGUUGCCAAUAAUUAUGUCAUGGAGAACUUUGUUGAAGUGAUGAAGAACCAGGAAUUUGUCUUGCUGCCCUGUGAAGAGGUGUGCACACUAAUGGCCAGUGAUGACCUCAAUGUCCCCAAUGAAGAGACCAUCUUUCAAGCACUGGUACAGUGGGCACGACAUGACCUGACCAACCGCCGCAAACAUCUUGCCAAACUCCUGUCCCACAUAAAGUUGCCUCUCAUGGCGCCUCAGUUUAUUGCUGACCAUGUUGAGACAAACUCGCUAUUCAGAGAUGACCGUGAGUGCCAGCAACUCAUCAUGGAGGCUCUCAAGUACCACUUGCUCCCAGAGCGGCGCUCCUCCUUCCAAAGUCCGCGCACCAAGCCACGCAAGUCAACCGUCGGCAUGCUGUAUGCUGUUGGAGGCAUGGAUUGCACCAAGGGGGCCACAAGCAUAGAGAAGUAUGACCUCAGGACAAACACCUGGACACAAGUAGCCAACAUGAGUGGACGCCGUCUCCAGUUUGGUGUUGCAGUACUGGAGGAUCGCCUGUAUGUUGUGGGAGGAAGAGAUGGACUGAAGACACUUAACACUGUAGAGUGUUAUGAUCUGAAAAAGAAAGUCUGGACAUUGAUGCCUCCAAUGUCCACACACAGACAUGGGCUAGGUGUUGGUGUGCUUGAGGGACCAAUGUAUGCAGUUGGUGGGCAUGAUGGCUGGUCAUACUUGAAUACUGUGGAGCGCUGGGAUCCACAGGCUCGUCAGUGGAGCUAUGUUGCACCCAUGUCCACUGCUCGCAGCACCGUUGGAGUGGCCUCCCUUUUCGGAAAGCUGUAUGCUGUUGGCGGUCGUGAUGGUAGCUCAAGUCUGAAGUCUGUGGAGUGCUUUGACCCACACACAAACAAAUGGACUCACUGCUGCCCCAUGGCUAAGCGAAGAGGAGGUGUGGGUGUUGCAACCUGCAGUGGUUUUCUGUAUGCUGUUGGCGGGCUCGAGGCACCUGCCAGCAAUCCCAAUUGCAGCCGCUUUGACAGUGCAGAAAGGUAUGACCCCAAAACAGACCAGUGGACCAACAUCUCACCUAUCUGUUCUCCACGAGACGCUGUCGGCCUCUGUCCACUUGGGGACAAAUUGUUUGCUGUAGGAGGCUAUGAUGGACAGCAGUACCUUAACGAUGUGGAGUGUUAUGACCCCAUUACAAAUGAGUGGUUCAAGGUGUCUUCGCUUUGCACAGGGCGAGCAUGGGCUUGUGUUGUUCAUGUGCCAAACAGCUGACUACGUGCCAAAGGAUCCCUGUCUAUUCUUCGAAAAUGGCCUUCUGGCCUGUUGGCUUUGAAACGUUCCAAGACCGUUCUUGAGUCGUGGACUUGAAACUUAGCUUGCUGCUGUCAAACUAAAGAAGCUGGCCUUUGUCUAAAGUUGUCUGUAAGAGUUUUAUAAGUGUUUAUAAUGAAAGUGCAUUUUUAGUCCUUAUUAUGAAUAGAUUUAAACUGCCACUGGAACACAUUAGUAUCACCAAAAAAAAAAAAGAGGGGGAACAAAUGUAGACAGAAGUUUACAGAAAUGAAAGCAGUAUUUCAGGAAUAUGAUCCAGUAAUAAUAGAUGAAGACAAUGAAUAGAUAGCAUAUUCUUGUGAAAGAGCUUUUUUAUAUAUAAGAAGCUGCUUGAUGUUGUACGACAUUAAGUUCAUGACAGCUAUGGACAAAAUUAGAGUAAUUUAGUCAGACAUUCCAGGAUCUGUUUCCUAGGUAAUGACAUCAGGCCAAUCAUCACUUAAUCACUACUGUUUCUCAGGGAGCAAAUUCUCUUUCCAUUUAUUAUAAUCAGCAUCUCAGAAAGUUUGGGACAAGAAUGCCAGCAAGCAUUUGUUAGACAAUGAGAGGAAAUUGGAGACAGGGAUCCCAUGGAGUGACAGUGUUACUAGUCAACAUCUUUUGUGAGGUUUUGAGAGAAGUGUAGGCCUUAAGAGGCCUCGAGAGAAAGCCUUGAUUGUUUAAAGUUCCUGGUGAGUCUUUAACAAGUGCCAAAAAACACCAAAGAUCUGUUCAGGAAAGCCUACAGAGAGUUCAUUUGAUUUGGUUAUCAUCAGAAUGAAUAUAGCUGUUCCAAAGGUCUUGGUCAUACCUAAGAAGACCUGUGGACUGUGGCCAGAUAUACUGUUUGCCACCUAAUGAAAUGUAUUGAGAAAGGAACCUUCAGACUCCUGAAAGUACAAGAGCUGGAGGGAGGAAAAGGAUGACAAUGUUAAUAAAAGUGAGUCUUUCUUAAUGUGCCUUUCUGAUAAGGGAAUGGAGUUGAACCAGGCUGGACAUAUUGUUGAGAAACAUGCCAAAAUUUGAAUCAACUUUGCAUACAAUAAAAUACAAGGAGAAAAAAGUACAAAUCUUUAUUGCAUAACCUCAUGAAAAAGAUGAACUUCUUGCCAUUUGUUUUUUUUCCAGGGAAGAAAUGAUGACUGGUAAUAAUUUGACAGAAAUUUCUAAAACUUUAUAAAUAAAAGUACAAAAAUUAUGUGAGUCUACAAGAGUGGAUAACACAGCAUUUUGGGGGCAGGAAAUCCAUAUUUCUGUGAUUUCCAUCAUCAAAGUUAUGAAUACCAGUUUUGAAAUUUUGACUGUGCUUAAAUGAGUGUGUAAUUCAAGGAGGAUGUUUGCAGACGGCCUUAUUCUGUCCACAUAAGUGUGUUGUGUGCCAUGGUCAUAACUCUUGCUUGUAUGGAGAAUUCAUGAAAAUAUUGGACAUGGCAGACAGAAUCUAGACUUGAACUGCAUGGAGAUGACAGUCACUGAACAAAUAGUGUGUCAUCGCUGUUGUGCAAACUUUCAUGUUGUGACUUGCCAGCUCUUUCGUACAAAGAAAACCAGGCCAGUGUGGAAACUAGAACUGCUGAUAUCAAUCUCAACCACACAAAACAAUUGACCUUCCAUUGCUAUUUUUAAAUUCACUGUAAAUAAUCUAACCUCAGUCAUGGGAAGUCAGCCAUCAGUUUGUAGCUCAUGUCAACAUGUCAUCUAUUUUCUCUUGUCUUCUUUUUUUUUCCAAAUAGAUCAUGAGGUUUAAUUGUUGUCUUUGUAUCUAUUGCUGUGAGUCAUUGGACUUGAAAAAAAUUGCACAAAGAACAAGUGUGGGGUGCGUCUAUUUUUCUUUUUUUACCUCCAUCCAUAAGAGAAGUGCUUGUAGAUACCCAGAUCUUUUAAAAUCAAGCUGUGGAUCUCAAAUCAUACUCUUGUCUGCCAGCAGCUUUAUUUUGCCAUGCACCUUUUUUUAUGAAAAUGAAUGUUUCAUUGAUUUUUAUUUUCUUCAUACUGUCAUUUUGUGCAGAGCGACCUUUUCAUAUUGUGCAUGAACAGAUUUUAUAUUUUCCACUCCUAUUUUUGAUAUAGUUAGCUUGACUUUAGAAACAAGCCAGCCACAAUAUGCAUUCCUUUCCUUCUGAAUCAGCUUCAGUAGAGAUGGAUUAAAUUCUGUAACAACAGGUAAAAAGGCUGGAAAAGAUACCAACAUUCAUCCCUCAUGUAUUGAGUGCUCAGCCAGCUGAAAGCUUGUGACCCAGAGACAGGUUUUUGUGACAGUUUACUCCAGAUUGUGAAUAGUGCUCUAAAAUAUGUUUAGAUUGCUCAUUGUUAUUGCUCUCUGCCUGAAUUGGUGCUCCAAGAACAUAACCAUUGGCAAGUGCCUUAGCCACAAAAUCCCAAUUGAUUUAGCUCUGUGCGCAGAGUAGGCAGUUUGUAUAUAUUUUCAUACAAGUUUUCUCCAGUGUUCCGGAAUAAUGGUCAUUCAAUCUAUGAAAGGAAAUGCCUUGUCUAGUUUACUCCUCAUUUGUGUGGUAAGUUAGAGUGUGGUACUACUGAACAAGUUAAAGUAAAAGAGUUUUAAACCACAUUGCAAUUUUUUUCUGGUGGCAAUAUUAUUUUUAAAAAAGGUAAAUUUUUGCACAUGUUGUCAUUCUAAUGGGAAAUUGUAGGUACCAUGACUUUUUUCUUCAGGUCUUUUAUUUUUUCUUUGUUGACAACAACGAAACCUGUAAAUGAUUAAAGAAAAAUUGUUAGGACACUAACUAUAACAUUCAGCAAAGUUUUGGCAUUGCAGUACAAAUGCUUUUUUUUUUUUCAUGCAGUACAAUUUAGUAUGUAAUUACUGGUUGAUGGAGGAUAUUAAAUAACUGUAAUACCAAGUUUAAACAAAACUCCUAGGUUUUAGUGUUUUAAUGUCUUUUGAAGUGUGGGAUAUUGCCUGCCGAUAUGGAACUUGUCUUUUGUGCAGAUUUUUUUCCUAUUUUAAUGCCAACUCCUAAGAAAAAAUUUUCAAGUGUGGGAGUUGCCUGCUGAUUUGAGGGUUAUUAUUCUUUGAUAGGGAUAUUCAUCUGAAUGACUAGCAGCGAAACACUAGGGAAGAGAAAAUUUAGUUGUGUGUGAUAUUUUCUUUUUGUCUGCAUGUAUGCUCAUUGUAGAGACUCAUUACAUCAAGUGCCUUCUGCCUAUUUUAAAUGUCAUUUUAAACCAAAUGAAUGUGCACAUUACUUCUGCCCCACAUUCAUCAAUUCUGCAAAGUUUGGUUUAAUUGAUGGUGAUACAUGGUCUGAUGUCUUCGAUAAUGCCAUCAUUUAGGAUUACAAUUUUUCUUUCUUUGUGUUUGUCCUGGCAUUCAAGCUGGUUGCGUGAGUGAUAGCUUUAUGUGGUGAAAGGUGAAGUAAUGAUGCUGCCGGUCUGUCAGUGCAUUGACAUUGCUGUCAGAACUGUGACUGCUAAGAGUUGUGGUUACUGCCAGUUUCCCACAAGGUGGCAUGGUGUGUUUAGCUUUUUCUUUUAGCUUACUCCAUCAAUUUAAACUUGCAUGCUAUAAAUGCACAAAAAAAUGUUGUGUCCACCAAUGCUAUUAGAAAAAAUAACUGGUUUUUCAGUUCUAAGAGAGUGAUAGGUAAUGGUUUCCAAUGCUGAGCUGUGCUGUGUGUGUAAAGCACUUAUUUUAAAAAGGAUUUUACUGUCUUCUAAAUGUUUCUUCUGAAACAUAUUAGGAGAUGUAAAUGUUUAUUGAGCUUUGAACUAAUAUAAUGUGGCAGCUUUAGUUCACAUUUGCUUGAUUUUGCUUAGACUUUUUUCAACUAAAAUAAUUUGCAUGUGAAUUGUGUCACAGCUUCAUGCUAGAGGUAUGAUACAUCAAUACUUCUCUUCAGACAUUUUCCAGUGUAUGUGAAUAACUAAAAUGUAAUAUUGAGAUAAUACAUGUGGAUAACAGAAGAAGAGCACAAUUUACAGCAGUAAACGGGGACCCAAAAUAGUUGAUCCCUUUGUUGGAGGAGCUGCUCCCCUUUGGCCACCUAAAAUGCUCAUUCAUUGUAAACCUUAACCUGUUUGCUCUUAACCCCACCCAACUGCCUUUUCCCCACACUUGUCCCACACCUUUGGCAGUGUGUGAGCCCUUUAUGAGGAUCAGUUCUAAUUCUACGUUCCAUCAUUUGACCACAAAGACAAAACUACUUAAUUAACAGGAUGUUUCAUCAUAUUUUGUUGAACACUGACUUGAUUUGGCAAGCUUGAGAUGCUGGUCUACCUCGUGUCUUCUCACUGCUCACUGAUUUUGAAUUGAUCAGAUAUUAACUUCUGUUACAAUAAACCCUCACAUAUUUGCCUCAAUUCAGUUGGUCAGGGCAUUCCAAUUCAGGCAUAACAUCUGGUCUCACAAACUUACUAAUCUUGAUGUUUUCUGAUUUAAAUAUUUUUUUAUUGUUGCUUUAUUGUUUUUGUUUUUUUGGGUAGGUGUUCAGUAGACAUUUCACAGCACAUAAGUUCAUAAGCACAUGCAUCAGGAAAUAUUAGUUACAUUUUUAGUGUUUUUCCUUAUUUCUUUGUUGCAAUAUUAUUGCACUGAAGGGGCGGUUUUGUGUCCCACCCACUUCUCCCCAUGAUCACCAAACCUGGUGGAUAGCUGUUAAGCAGGACAAAGCAGAGAGGGGGGAGAUUAUACCUUUACUGCUAUUUAAUCAGUUUGUCUACAUCAAAUUUUAGUAUUGUCUAAGAAGGGCAUAGGCUGAAGUGCAGUUCA
Molecule: messenger RNA, 7553 nt
Organism: Pomacea canaliculata
Lineage: Eukaryota; Metazoa; Mollusca; Gastropoda; Architaenioglossa; Ampullariidae
Product: kelch-like protein 5
Molecular function (GO): protein binding
Source: RefSeq, a predicted model, not a curated record